AAGACCAGGGACAGAACCCCGACCCGUCCCAGGAGUCCUUCGCAGACCAUCCUCUCACUCCUGAAGGAUCCAAGGUCGAAGCAGCGCAUGACUACGACCCCGAUUACUAUGAUAACUUGUACGAUGAAUUCAUAGACAUGUACUACGACCAGACGGGGGCUGACGGAGGCAAGGGGCCGAGCCGUACCCCCUCUCCCCCUGAAGACCACGAGGAGCAGUUAGGCCGCAGUGUACCUUCGACCACAACUUCCUCAAGUACAAAUCCACCAACGACCACAUCAACGACUACACCAACAACUACCACAUCAACUGAGCCUCCUACGACAACGACCACAACAACACAACCUCCCACAACGACCACAACAUCCACAACGACGCCGCCGCCUACCACUACUACUACUACUUCAACGACUACAACCACCACCACAACAACACCCCCGCCCACGACCACCACCACAACCACGACUCCUGCAACUACAACAACGCAGAGAACAACAACAAGAACGACUCCCACAAGCAAGAACGCAGCCGUGGCAAGAGGCGGCGCUCCCAUCAGCCUCUCGGAGAUCCUGCAGGGCAUGGGCAUGAUCCUCCCUCAGUUCCUGGUGGCGCUGAGGGGCGAGGGCAUGUCCCUGAAGGAGUUCACGACGAGUCUCCAAUCCCGGGGACUCACGCAGAGGGAAUUUAGCAGCGUCAAAGGGAGCAUCCAGGACCUCCUUGCAAUGUUGAAAGAAAAUGACAGCGGAGAGGUUGAGGAAGAGCAGACUGAACGCACGACUACCACGAGUACAACGACGACUACUUCCACGACCUACCACGACCCCUACCACAACGUCUACCACUUCCACGACCACCACGACCGCCAGCCAACGACGACCCGGCCGACCACACCACCUCGUCCGCCCAAGAUUUUUGGCUUCCUGCCCGGCGGGAGGCAGUCCUUCGAGGGCACGAAGAAGCCAGCGAGCUCGCCCACUGAGUGGGAGGCAGGGGAGGGCGCGGGCGAGGGCGUGCAGGCGAGCGAGGAAGGGGACGCGGAGACGCCUGCAGGUGCGGACGAAGGCAAGAGCCCCAUCCCGAUAAAGGUGGACCUCGCGGCCAUCAUGAAGGACAAGGGCCUCUCCGCUUCCGACAUCCUGCACGACCUCGGCUCCCUCUUCAGCCUCACGGACAGCGGCCCUUCCAAGGGCGGCGCCGCGGCGGAGACGGAGAGGACGAGCCCGGCCGAGGAGGGGAAGGGCAACGCCGAGGAGCAGGGAGGCGACGAGGCCGAGCCGCAGCCGCGCCCCUACACCACCCCCGAGACGCCCGUGUCCCUCCGCCCGUACCGGACCUCCGCAGAGUCCGGAAGGCGUCCCCCGCGGCCCUACAGACCCCUAGGGCACGAGGGCGGUCGUAGCGACUCCAACUUUCGCAGGAUCCUAACGAGCCGCUUCCAGACGACCGAGCGCACGACCCUGCGGCCUCCGUACGUGCCUCCGCCCUACAACCCCGAGAGCGACCUGUCCUCGCUGCUCGAUGUCCUCCACAACUCCACCACCACCUCCGAGGACGGCAGCCUGUCCUUCGGGCUCUCGCGCGACGGCGACAGCGCCUCCUCCGGCUACUCCUACGGCGACGAGUACCGGCCGAGGCCCUUGGAGGACGACUACUUCCCCCUCUACGACGACGACCCCAACUCCCUCAACAUGUCCACCAAGAGCGCCAUCAUGGCCGCGUCCAUCCUCGGCGGCGUGGCCAUGUGCGUGUUCCUGGCCAUCCUGGUGGUGGUGAUGUACAGAGGCCGCAACAGGAACCGCCGCGUGCCCCUCGCCCUGCCCAGCGACGCCUCCUCGUCGUCCACGCCGCCCAUCUACUCCACCAGGAUGAGCGUGGGCAAGGGCGGCUACCAAUCCGCCGGCUUCUGGGGGACGCUGAAGAAGAGGUUCGACCCCUACUCCCUCAGCUCCACGCCCACCACCAUGUCCUGAGCUCUGCGGGCGUGAGGGGACGGACCCGUGCUCGCGGGCGUGAGGGGACGGACUCGUGCUCGCGGGCGUCUCACAUGACCUAAUGACAGAGUCGUUGCAUGGCUGUGGGUCGUUUUUUUGCCAUAAACCGAGAGCGUGCGAGGUGGUCGUGUGUUGAAGUGUUUUGCAAUCAUCCUUCCAGAGCAACAUUGUGUGAUAUUACUGCACCAACUGUUUUCUUGCAACAGAAUUUCUGAGUGAAACUACGAAGAUAUGUUAUUGCUAUUAUUGUCAUUAUUUUCAUUAAUUAUUAUCAUUAUUAUUAUUUUUUG
This is a messenger RNA of Penaeus chinensis, 2281 nucleotides long. Its product is annotated as flocculation protein FLO11-like. The record is from RefSeq and is a predicted model, not a curated record. Lineage: Eukaryota; Metazoa; Arthropoda; Malacostraca; Decapoda; Penaeidae.